Messenger RNA from Drosophila hydei, 878 nucleotides. RefSeq lists its product as uncharacterized. Lineage: Eukaryota; Metazoa; Arthropoda; Insecta; Diptera; Drosophilidae. The transcript is spliced from 3 exons. The coding region runs from base 255 to 764 and encodes 169 amino acids. The record is from RefSeq and is a predicted model, not a curated record.
CUAGACUAAUGUUCACAAAAUCUGACAAUUAGAUAUGGCAGUUAAAUUAUGAAUAUAUGUGUAUAUAUAUAGAGCGAGUUAAUGGGCCGGCCGACUGUCUGUUUAGUGAUCAGCGCUUCAAUUGAGCUGAACGAUCAGCGAUCGCCGUAGCCAGGAACCGCCUAAUGUGGAUUUAAUUGCUGAAACUUUUCCAACUGGAGGCCAUAUAUAAGGGGCCAACAUAAUACCCAUUCUCGAUCAAAUCUGCAACGAAUAUGUCGAAUAUUGGGAUCCUGCUACUGCUCAGCUGCGUCUGCUUCGAGGCAGCUCUUGCUUGUAAUGGAUACAAGGCAAGGAUUGUGAAGAUGGAAAACUGUGCCGGCGACGACGGCAUCAUCAAAGUGGACGAAGAUUUCGGCGUUAAGCUGAAUAAGAAAUGCGAACUAGUGCCAACGGGCUGCAUUAUUAACAAAGCAUUUAACACGGCUGUGGUCAAGUACAAGGUGCAAAAGGACGGCAUUGUGAUGAAUCAAGGCAAAUUAAAUCUAUGUUCAGCCGCUGAUCAGGCGUCUUCCGACGCGAAGGACAUGCUCAAGGUGUUUGGCGCCCCAUCGAGCUGCCCCGUGGCCGAGGAGAAGAUCUGCGCCAACGAUCACACCGUCGAUCUGACCAAGUACAAAGCCAUGCUGGGAAUGGCUCGUGGUCAUCUAAUAAUAGACUCCGAGAUCACGCACGAUACUGGCAAGUCCUGUUUCCAUGCUGAAGUCGAAAUCACGAAGAAGUAGGAGCUGAGGCUGCUGAGAUCCUAAUUUUUCCCCAAUAUUAUGUUAUGAGUCUUGCAAACUAGCUGUAUCUUUCGUUGUAAUAAAUAAAACAUAUUGGUAAUGGAGUGCACAAAA